AUGGUGUCGGUGCCUGUCGAGUGCGACGGCAGUCGGCUGAAGACCCUUCGUUUGGCUCUUUCCUCUCGUCUCCUUCGUUCCAUUAUUCACUUCCUUCCUCUAUACUCUCUCCUCCUCCUCUCCCUCACUCCCCCUUCUGCCUCCUCCUCCUCAACUCCUCCUCCUCAACUCUUCCUCCUCCUCAACGCCUACUCCUUCUCAACUCCUCCUCCUCCUCAACUCCUCCAUUUCCUUAACCCCCCUCCUCCACUCCUCCCCGACUCCCUCCGAGCUCUCGCCGUCCUCGCCGUCCUCGCCGUCCUCGCCGUCCUCGCCGUCCUCGCCGUCCUCGCCGUCCUCGCCGUCCUCGCCGUCCCCGCCGUCCCCGCCGUCCUCGCCGUUCUCGCCGCCACUCGUCCCGCCCCCACCGCCAUUGCCUCACGACGGUUCUGCGGCGAGUUUGAUGCUAGCGCCUCCCGCGGCCUCCUCGUCCGCCGCAUCGUCGCCGCCGUCGCCUCUCGAUUCUCCAACAGACGAUUCGUCUUUUCUUUGGCCGCCGUCGCCGUCAUCGGCGCCAAGAUCGUCCACAUCUACGCUCACCUCUCCUCCCUGUCGACCGUUCACCUGCUGCAAUGGGGUUACAGCUUCUUCGCCCAGGACACGGCCCUGCUCGUCAUCCUACGCCUGCUGCUUGACGCCUCUCUCCUCGCCUCGGCGCCCGUCCUGCUGCAGCUCCUCGCCACGACCCUGGCCGCCGUCGUCAUCGCCUACGUCGCCGCUCUCGGCGCCAUCCAGGUGGCCUUCUUCGCCGUCGCCGGCAACGAGAUCCACUGGCGCAACAUCACCGUCGCCGGCGAUGCCUCGUCGCGCGCCCUGCUGCUAAGCGGCAGCCUGACCCUCGCCCUGGUGCUCUGCCUCUUCGUCGCCGUCGCUUGGGCCGCGCAGGACCUGACCUUUGCCCUCGUCGGUUACGCUGCCCACGUCGUCGCCUGGCCUUUCGUCAACGCCAACCGAAUCCUGUGGCCCCGUGCCGGUCGAUACUCCGAGAUUCCGCAGCACGACGUCGAGGAUGGCGGUAAGCCGUCGUCGUCGCAGCCGGCCGGCUGGUCUGCCGCCACCCUGUCCCGCUGCCCCUGGAGAUCCCUCUUCCGGCUGUUUGCGCACCUGCUGGCCGCUGUCGCCAUGCUCGCUCAUGUCGUCCUCUUCGCCCUCCGCCCCCAUGAGAGCUCCAUGACCUUCAUGUCGUGGACGCCGGCGCUCCUUCCCUUUGUCGACUUCAAAAAUUCGUCGCCGAACCUCGACAAGCUCGUCCCAACCUACGGCUCCGGCAUCGACCGCGCCUGGGACGACCGCACGGCCCUUGCCGAUCCCGUCCGCCUGCCCUGGCUGCCGCCCGGCCCCGCUCUCGCCGGCUUCGAGGACUGGUACGCCGGCAGGAAGCACUACAGCGCCGCCGCCGACCCUCUCAAGGCGUCGAACCUCGACGACGAUCUGCUGGAGCCCCUGCGCGGCAAGCUCCGCGAAGCGCCCAUCCGACACGUCAUGAUCGUCAUGCUCGAGAGCACCCGCAAGGACCUCUUCCCCAUCAAGAAGGACGGGCUCAUAUGGAACCGCUUCGCGUCCUCGUUCGAGAACAAGACGCUGCCGGAGGCGGCCCAGCGAAGGCUGCAGACGCUGACGCCCACCGCCAACUACCUCACCGGCGACUACGCCGACGGCUUCGCCCACGCCGAGCCGAGGCGCCGAGGCGGCUUGAACUGCAACGACGCCUACACGACGGCGACCUACACCCUCAAGAGCAUCGCCGGCCUGCUCUGCGGCCUCUCGCCCCUCGUCGCCGACUUCAAUCGCGAAUCCAACCACCACUUCUACCAGCCGUGCCUGCCUCAGCUUCUCGACGCCUUCAACGCCGUCGACCACGACGGCGACCCGGACGCCUUCACCUCGUACAAGUGGCGCUCGUCCUUUCUCCAGUCCGUCGUCCUCAAGUACGACGGUCUCGACCGACUCGUCUCCGACAUUGGCUUUGCCGACGAAAACGUCAUCGGCAGGGAGUAUCUCAAGAGCAGCUCGGCCAAGUUCGGCACCGUGCACGAGCCGGACAUCAACUACUUUGGCAUGUCCGAAGUCGUCCUCGACAAGUACAUCCGGGACGCGUUCGCGUCGGCCCGGAAGAACGACGAGCGCGUCUUCAUGACGCACGUGACGAGCACGAGCCACCACCCGUACGCGAUGCCGGCCGACGAGGAGUACGUGCCGCUCUCGAACGGGCUCGACGACCUGUCGCACUACGUCAACGCCAUAGGCUACGACGAUCGCUGGCUCGACCGAGUCCUGUCCAUUCUGGACGCCGAAGGCGUCGCCAACGAGACGCUCGUCGUGCUCGUUGGAGACCACGGCCUGUCGAUCCCGGAGAAUGACGUGCUCGCGUCGUACUACAACCCCAACGUCGGCAGCAACCACGUUCCGCUGGUGCUGUCGCACCCCAAGCUGCCGCUCGUCGACGUCGACGGGGCCGUCUCCUCGUUGCAGGUGCUGCCAACGAUCCUCGACCUGCUGCGGGAGACGGGCUCGCUGCCCAAGGCGGCCGCCGAGGCUGCCCGCGACCUCGCCGCCAACUACGAAGGCCAGUCUCUCCUGCGGCCGAUGCGCAGCAACAACCAGACCACCCGGACGGGGUCGGGACGACCCGCACCGCACGGCGACUGGCAGUUUACUGUCAUCAACCCAGGAUCGGCCAUGCUCGGCGUCCGCGACGCGCGCCCCGAGAACGGGAAAUGGCGUCUCGUCGUGCCCGUCGUCGACAACGUCGAGUGGCGCUUCUCGAACCUCGACUCGGACCCGACCGAGAAAUAUUCCGUUCGAGUCUUUGAAUUUUCCACCUUUCUGCGCCUCGUCGAGGAGCGAUACGGCGUCGAGGCGGCCAGAUGGGCCGAAGAGGGCGCCUUCGUUGCGCGCUGGUGGGUCGAGGAGAAUAGCCGGCGGUGGCGGUACGGACCAAACAGUGUUUAA
Messenger RNA from Drechmeria coniospora, 2991 nucleotides. Its product is annotated as sulfatase. Gene Ontology annotation, molecular function: arylsulfatase activity. Lineage: Eukaryota; Fungi; Ascomycota; Sordariomycetes; Hypocreales; Ophiocordycipitaceae. The transcript has 3 exons. The record is from RefSeq and is a predicted model, not a curated record. The coding region runs from base 1 to 2991 and encodes 996 amino acids.